This is a messenger RNA of Indicator indicator, 1210 nucleotides long. It is a transcript of the gene ABHD13, whose product is annotated as abhydrolase domain containing 13. Gene Ontology annotation, cellular component: membrane. The coding region runs from base 62 to 1075 and encodes 337 amino acids. Gene Ontology annotation, molecular function: palmitoyl-(protein) hydrolase activity. Lineage: Eukaryota; Metazoa; Chordata; Aves; Piciformes; Indicatoridae. The transcript is spliced from 2 exons. The record is from RefSeq and is a predicted model, not a curated record.
CGCGGCCGUACGAGAGGAUGCGGCGGAUUUUACUUGGAGUAAAGGAUCACUGACUUCUACAAUGGAAAAGUCAUGGAUGCUUUGGACCUUUGCUAAAAGAUGGCUACUAGCAUUGGCUUCCUGGUCUUGGAGUCUCUGCCGUAUUUGUCUUUUACCCUUGAUAGUGACUUUUCACUUGUAUGGAGGCAUUUUACUACUUGUAUUAAUAUUUGUGUCAAUAGCAGGUAUAUUAUAUAAAUUCCAGGAUGUGCUACUUUACUUUCCUGAACAGCCCUCUUCAUCACGCCUUUAUGUUCCUAUGCCUACUGGUAUACCACAUGAAAAUAUCUUCAUCAAAACCAAAGAUGGAGUUCUUCUCAAUCUUAUUCUGCUGAGAUACACAGGGGACAAUGCAGCAUACUCUCCAACCAUCAUUUAUUUUCAUGGGAAUGCAGGCAACAUUGGCCACAGGUUGCCAAACGCUUUGUUAAUGCUGGUAAACCUGAAAGUAAACUUAAUUCUUGUUGAUUAUAGAGGGUAUGGAAAAAGUGAAGGAGAAGCAAGUGAAGAAGGUUUGUACUUAGAUUCUGAGGCCGUGUUAGACUAUGCGAUGACUCGGUCUGAUCUUGAUAAAACAAAAAUUUUUCUUUUUGGCCGUUCCUUGGGGGGGGCAGUAGCUAUUCAUUUAGCUUCUGAAAAUUCCCAUAGGAUUUCUGCCAUCGUGGUGGAGAACACCUUUCUUAGCAUCCCAUACAUGGCCAGCACUUUGUUUUCUUUCUUUCCAAUGAGAUAUCUUCCUUUAUGGUGCUACAAAAACAAAUUCCUGUCCUACAGAAAAAUCUCUCAGUGCAGAAUGCCUUCUCUCUUCAUCUCUGGGUUGUCUGACCAGUUAAUUCCACCAGUUAUGAUGAAACAGCUGUAUGAAUUAUCCCCAGCUCGGACUAAGAGAUUGGCGAUAUUUCCUGAUGGAACUCAUAAUGACACUUGGCAGUGCCAGGGGUAUUUCACUGCACUCGAACAGUUCAUCAAAGAAGUAAUAAAGAGUCACUCCCCUGAAGAAAUGGCGAAAACAUCAUCUAAUGUAACAAUAAUAUAAUUGAUGUUCUUUGGGGUGGGGGGAGUACUUGCACUGUACCUUGAUUUGUGAAAAGUGGUAAAAGAAUGUUAAUUUUUUAAAUGUAUGUCAUGUCUGUACUUGCCUAAAAAGUGAAAUUAAACUUGGAAAGGUUUG